This is a messenger RNA of Lampris incognitus (smalleye Pacific opah), 3397 nucleotides long. RefSeq lists its product as uncharacterized. The transcript is spliced from 19 exons. The record is from RefSeq and is a predicted model, not a curated record. Bases 137 to 2227 code for a protein of 696 amino acids. NCBI's taxonomy places the organism in Eukaryota, Metazoa, Chordata, Actinopteri, Lampriformes, Lampridae. Gene Ontology annotation, molecular function: protein binding; RNA binding.
AGCUGCGUCGUCGCCGGUCAAGCUCUCGAAUGCGGUGCGCUCGUAUCAGCUCAGCUUCCGGAUGCUCACGUUAAAAAAAAAAAUAAUGAUAUAAAAAAACAAAAACUUGAUUAUGUGGUGAAGGAGCGAGCUCUCCAUGGGCCCCAGGCAUAAUGAGAAUUCGAGGCUAAUGGGUGUACACGAAUCUUGGGUUGAUAUUCUACAUGGACGUACUUCUGGAAACAAUUUCAUGGCUAUCCCCCCCAGUCACACAUUUGAUUCCCUCUUGUGGGCGCUUGGUGUUGAUGAGGAUACAGAAUAUUUUUCUGACAGCGAUGAGGAAGACUUUGCAUGGUAUUAUGAGUCCUUGGACCCCCCUGCUUGUCAGAAUGGUAUCGUAGAUUCUAAACUUCAAAAAAAGGAUGAGGGUGCUGCAGAUCCAAGUGUUGGAGUACAGCAGAAAAACAUGGCACAAAGCAAGAAGAAGAAGAAGAAUAAGUUGGGUCAAAAAAAAAGAAAAAAACUGCAAAAAAAGAAGAAUGCCCUCAAAGAUCAUUUGGCUGAGGGCCAAAGCAAGUCUGAUUCUUCAGACAGUCAUGAAGAAAAUGAUAUUGAAAAUAAUGAGGAAAUGAAGGAAUCUGCCUCAGCUGUAACUGGUGAAAUACCUGAUCAAUAUUUGGCAGUUGGUAGUGAAAGCGGUGGUGGUAGUAAAGCUGAUAGUGUUUCGGAGGUGAAUAAAGAAGCCGACAAUAAGUCAAAGCAUUUAGAUUUAAAUGGAUCUGUUGUUUCUACUGCUACCAAGGGUCAACUUGACCAGCUCCCUAAAGUGGAGAAAAAGGGGGAAAAAAAAGAUGUAUGUUCAGUAACUCUGCAGCCUGCAGAGCAAAGCUCGGAGGUUGUUGAGGAACAUAAAGUUAAGAAGAAGAAGAAGAAGAAGAAGAAGAAGAAAAAUCCAACUAUAAUUAAAGAGGAUUUGAAUUUAGAUGACUCAGUUAUUCCAACUACCGCAUCUACUGCCGAGGAGCAACUUGGCCAUACCCCUAAAACAGAUAAAAAGGAGAAAAAAAAGGAUGUAGUUCUGCAGCCUAGAAAAGAGAAAAGCCCUAAGGAUGCCGAGAAAAAUAACGAGGACUACGAAGGGGAAGAUUUGGCCAAAAGGAGUGCCGAGUUUGCGUGUGCUGGAAAUCGUUUUGCCGCUGGCGGUCAGUUCGAGAUGGCUGUGAAAUGCUUUACAGACGCCAUUAAAUGCAACCCAACAGAGCUGAAGUUAUACGGAAAUCGGUCGCUCUGUCUUGAGAGAAUGCAGCAGUACGACAGAGCUCUGAGUGACGCGGAAAUAGCCCUCUCCUUUGAGCCAAACUGGGUGAAAGGUUUAUUCAGGAAGGGGAAAGCGCUCAGUGGAUUAAAGAGGUACCACGAAGCCUCUUUGGUCUACAAGGAAGUACUGAAGCAGAACAGCUCUAGCGCAGAAGCGACCCUUGAGUUUAAGCGGACACAGACCCUGCACCUCAUGGAACUGGGAUUCACCCAGGAGCAGAGCUGUGAAGCCUUAAAAUCCUAUGCUACUUUGGAAGAAGCUGUCGAGGCUCUUUUUGGCUCUUUGAAUCUGCAGGGCAAUAAAGCUGGUCAUUCCAGUCAGGACAACUCAAAUUGUCCAACGGAGGAAAACAAGACAGAGAAGGAUGACUCUGAGGGAGAUUGGACCGUUCUAACAAAGAGUCGGCCAAAAGCACAGCGCAAGAAUGUCGCUGGUGCUGUGGGCGCAACUAGGCCGAAUUCUCCUUCACCAAGUUCCCAUUCAAACAGUGGUGCCAAACCAGCGCUUUUUCCUGUCUGGGUUGGAUCCUUGGACUCCAUUAUCACUGAAGCGGACCUCUACAAUAUCUUCAGCAGGGUUGGUGUUGUCUCUACAGUGAAGUUGCUGCCCAAGAACCAGUGUGGCUUUGUGAACUUUACGAGAAGUGAAGACUGUGAGAAAGCCAUUCAGCUGAUCAAUGGGAUGGUGGUGGGUGGCAGGCCUCUGGUAGUGCGCUAUCCCAAUAGGAUUCACCCGGAGUAUGGAGCAUCCCAGUUGGCCAAGACUGAUCCAUCUUUAGGAUUCAUCUCCGUGUCUGGCACGAGUAUUGAGGACGAGUGCUUCUUCUGGAGGACCAUCGGCUGCGCAAAACUGUCGUGCAACUAUAAGCACAUCCCAGAGCACAGGAACAUCGACGUGGACCGAGUCAAGUCAAAUAAACAUUUACUGUAGCCCAAUAUCACAGAGUAUGUCUGGGAGGGCUGUCAAAUCGCACACUGCCACCUAAAUGCCCCAGAGCGGAGGGUCCUCACAAAGUCAAAAGGCUGCCGUUACCGGGGUUCCUCUGCGAUUUGACUCCAUGCGGUUGCUUGGGACUAACUUGGGGCGGGAUUUCACAUCUGGUUUGGAAGUUCAGCACGAAUCAAGGUUGCAGAGACACUUUUUUUCCCCUUUUCUAACUUUAUCAGGAAAUGUUCAGUUCUUCAAUAACAAGAGCUUAGUUAGUAGUUGCAGUUUGUCUGGUGUGGUGGUGCGUCCAUGCUGAAUAACUCCAGAGGAAGCGCCGAGAGAUGCUUCGUGUGCCUUCCAGGUCCAUUUGAAAUGCGGGCCCUGUUAUAAGCCUUCCUUUGCACAAGGGUUUCCAGGUAGCGCUUUCACAAGGACGCUGUCAGCAGAUGGCUUACCGACGUCUCAGAGAGUGCUCCGUGCACACCCGAGCAAAAAAUGCCUUAACUGAAACUGCAGGAGUAAAUAGGCUGGAAGAUUUUACUGCAUGUAAGUUACCUUGUGUGCCUCAUGCCCCCCCCCACCCCCACCCCCCCCCACACACACACACUUCCUGUCAGUUUUCAUGUUGGUUGCCAUGGUCAUUACAAUUUAUACGAGGUGUUUAUCCAAAUUGAUGCCAAAAGCUCUUUAUUUUAACCCAUACUGUAAACUAAUUGGUUAGGUUUUACUUUUAAUGGCCAGUAGGUGGCAACGCUAACUUGAAUACCUUGCAGUAAGACUGUUAAAAAAUGUCUAUUUUGAAUGUAAUUUGCAUCUUUAUGGGGUUUUUUUUUUGGACACUGCUGUUUUUUUUAUGUUUCAUUUUGAUUUGGAGGAUUUGCUGCUUACUUUUUUAAAAAAAAAGGGGCUGCGGGUUGAUUAAUAGAGCUGUUCGGUGGAGACGGUCACCGUUUGCACAUUUCCUGAUGCGCUCUCAAAAUUAAAGACGCUGCCAGAGAAAGAGAAUCUGCUGCAAUAUCUUACCGGUAAAUGCUUUUAUUUCAAAUACCUCCCUGUGCCGAAGGGGUAUGCCUUGUUUUAACCGAAGGUGACCCCAGAGGGAUUUGAAACCUGAACCCUGGCAGCGCGUCUGCAUCACCGGCCAUAAAGCCCCACUGGAAUGAAGGUUGGGUU